Solanum verrucosum is the source of this 1147-nucleotide messenger RNA. RefSeq names its product probable 2-carboxy-D-arabinitol-1-phosphatase. The record is from RefSeq and is a predicted model, not a curated record. Lineage: Eukaryota; Viridiplantae; Streptophyta; Magnoliopsida; Solanales; Solanaceae. The transcript has 7 exons. Gene Ontology annotation, molecular function: phosphatase activity. Bases 34 to 894 code for a protein of 286 amino acids.
GCAAAGCAAAUUUGUUAACUAUUGUUGUUCGGUAUGAUGAUUUCUGGGGCCCCUUAUUUCUCUUUCCCUCUCAUUUCCAUUUCCAAUAAAUCCCCAUACCCUAAACUUAUUCCUGCUGGCAUUAAUUAUGUUAUUUGUUGCUCAACUUCAACUCCUGGAUUACCAGUUACAACAGAAAGACUUAGGAAUGAUACUCCUUUGACUGGUGGAGCAUUUGAUUUUGAAAAAGCUACUACUUCUCUAACUAAAAAAGUGCUAGAUUCACCCAAGAAAGUUACUAUUGUACGCCAUGGUCUCAGCUCUUGGAAUGAAGAAAGUAGAGUUCAGGGAAGCUCAAACUUAUCUAUACUUUCUGAAAAAGGAACAAUGCAAGCAGAAAGAUGCAAGAUGGCCUUGUCUGAUAUGCACUUUGACCAAUGUUUCUCUAGUCCGAUAUCACGCGCCAAGACGACCGCUGAAAUCAUAUGGAAAGGAAAGGAAGAGCCUCUGGUUUUUCUUGAUUCCCUGAAGGAGGCCCAUCUAUUUUUUCUUGAAGGCAUGAAAAAUGAGGAUGCUAAGCGCAUAUAUCCAAAGGAGUAUACAACUUGGAGAAAAGAUCCAUCUAAUUUUUGUGUAGAUGGUGUAUAUCCUCUUCAAAAACUGUGGGGAAGAGCACAUGAAGCAUGGGAAGAAAUUUUAUUGACACCGGGAGAGCACUUUUUGGUUGUGACACACAAAUCUAUUUUACGAGCAUUGAUCUGCACAGCUCUUGGACUAGGACCAGAACGGUUUCGUUCAGUGGAUAUACAUAAUGGAGGAUUGUGUGUAUUCAAAUUCAACAAAGAAGGAGAAGCCAUGCUUCAAUCCCUGAACAUGACAGCACAUAUGUAUACUGAUCAUGUCUACCACUAUUAAAAUCGACAGGUACAAUGACUGGACAGCAAUUGUGUACUCUGCCAUUGAAACGACAUAGAACCACAUAAACCAGAACUGUGUCUGUGUAGUAUACGAAUCGUUGAACUCUCGAAAAUAAUUUUUUAGUUAGAACAGAAUCAUAGGUUAAGAACACCAAGAAGUUGUAGCAUGUUCUUGUGAUUAAACAACUAUGAAAUUGAUUGGAAAUGCAGAGUUCAUCAGUUCUUCCUGAAUGAAAUUUAGGUUGUUCUGU